Messenger RNA from Spirodela intermedia, 636 nucleotides. Lineage: Eukaryota; Viridiplantae; Streptophyta; Magnoliopsida; Alismatales; Araceae. The record is from the annotation of a GenBank genome assembly.
AUGUCUGUCAGAGCGAGAUCGCGGAGCAUGAAGGGGACGCAAGAAGAAGAAGAGGAGAAGCUGAUAGAGAGACCGGCGCCUCCGCCAGCCUUAGCCCAGCAAGUGCUGUCGGGGGCCUUCGGCGGCGCCGCCCACCUGGCCAACCUCCUCCCCACGGGGACCCUCCUGGCUUUCCAGCUCCUCACCCCCGUCUUCACCAACAACGGCUCCUGCGACGGCGUCACCCGCGCCAUGACCCAACUCCUUCUAUUGCUACUCGCAGCCUCCAGUUUCCUCGCCUGCUUCACCGACAGCUUCCCCUCACCGGACGGGAAGGUGUACCACGGUCUCGCCACCCCCAGCGGCAUGUGGCUCUUCGACUACCCCACCAUGUCCCCGCCAGCCCUCCCCGACCUUGCCGAGUACAGAAUACGGUUCAUAGAUUUCGUCCACGGGGUGCUCUCUGUCCUCGUGUUCGGGGUUGUCGUCAUGAAAGACAAGAAUGUGGUGGCUUGCUUCUACCCGCAGCCGGAGCACGAGACCCAGGAAAUUCUCAGCAUUCUCCCCCUCGGGGUGGGGGUCAUCUGCAGCUUGCUCUCCGUCGUCUUCCCCACGAGAAGACACGGGAUUGGAUAUCCGGUGACGAACCGGAGCUGA